AAUUUAACAAAAAAAAUUAGACAAGUUUCAUUAAUUGAAUCUGAACAGCAAGAAAAUAUUGACUUUCGGAUUAGACUCCGUCGAUCAAUGAUCAGUUGUGUUAUGAUUGAAAAAGGUAUGGUGAAGGAGAAUGAGUACUACGAGAUCUUAGGCGUCAAAACUGAUGCUUCCGAUGCUGAGAUUAAAAAGGCCUACUACUUAAAAGCAAGGAAAGUUCAUCCAGACAAGAACCCUGGAGACCCUCAAGCUGCUAAGAACUUUCAGGUUUUAGGUGAGGCUUAUCAGGUUCUAAGUAAUCCAGAGAAGCGAGCAGCUUAUGACAAAUAUGGCAAAGAAGGGGUCCAACAGGAUGCAAUGGUUGAUCCUGCAGCUGUAUUUGGUAUGCUUUUCGGAAGCGAAGUCUUUGAAGAAUACGUUGGGCAGCUUGCACUUGCUUAUUUGGCAUCAAUUGAAGCUGACUUAGAAUCACAUGAGCCUGAAAUCAGAAAGCAAAUGCUUCAAGACAAGAUCAAAGCUCUACAAAAGGAGAGGGAAGACAAACUCGCCGCUACAUUGAAAAACAAACUUGAACCGUUUGUAGAAGGACAAACCAAUGAAUUUAUCGAAUGGGCAAACGAAGAGGCAAAGCGGCUUUCUUCUGCCGGUUUUGGCGAGGCAAUGAUGCAUACUAUUGGUUACAUUUACACAAGAAAAGCUGCUAAAGAAAUCGGUAAAGACAAGCGGUAUAUGAAAGUGCCGUUCUUAGCGGAAUGGGUGCGUGACAAAGGCCACCAUAUGAAAUCUCAAGUGAUGGCUGCUUCUGGUGCGGUUUCGUUACUUCAGUUGCAGGAUGAAGUGAACAAGUUGAAUGAACACCAAGGAGAGAACAAAGAGGAGCAUAUUCAGAAAGCCAUUGAAGCUAAAAUGGAUGCUUUGCUUCAAUCUCUUUGGCAAAUCAAUGUUCUCGACAUCGAAUCAACUCUAUCUCGUGUUUGCCAAUCUGUGCUUAAAGAUCCAAGUGUUUCCAAGGAUGUUCUUCGAGCUCGUGCCAUAGGACUGAAGAAACUUGGAACGAUCUUCCAGGUGAGCAAAAACAAAAGGGGUGCUAAGAAGCCGUACACGAGAGGAAGCAGCUUGCGUCGCGAACCCGCCGUGAAAGUGGACACGGGAGUUAUGGGGAAUGCUUGUUGUGUUGCUGCUCGAGAUAAAAUGGUGGUGUCUAAUAUAUCGGCACUCGAGAAUUUGCAAAGAAACAAUGUGAAUGCGAGGUAUUCUCCUAAUUGGAGCUUUCGAUGGGAUAAUAGAGGACGAGUUGCAGGUGAAGAGACCUCUGUCAGUUGGUUAUCUGAUGGAAUUAGUCGUAACGAUGUGUCUGAUGUGAAAUCCGAAUCUGCUUUUGUAUCAUCACAAGGGUCUCCUUUGGACAAUUUUCAGGCGCAGUCAUGGCAGAAAUCUCCUUCUUCAGAUCAAUCUUUUUCAAGAAUUGCUUCCAUUGACACAGUCUCUGAACAGAUCACCCAGAAAACAAAUGAUUCAACCGACCCUGCUUAUUAUCCAUCUCCUGUAAAACUGUCUCUUUCAUUGGCUUCUCAACCAUCAUCCUUCUCAGCGUCACCACUCUCGACCCAGAGCCACUUGCCAAUGCCACCUGCAAGUUCAUCGCAGUUGAAGCUGACACCGCCCCCUCGUCUAUCAAAGCAAGUCUCAGAUGGUCAAAUCUUUGGAUUCACCUCACCGAGCAGAAGCUCAGCAACUGAAGAGAGGCUGGGGAGUGAAUCUCAGUCUGAUGGUUGGUCCAUGCAAGCCUUUUCUGAAAUGAUGGCAUAUUCUCGCAGAGAGUCUUGCUCUUACAAUAACGAGUUCGUUGGGCUUCGUCGUGACAAGAUAGACAAUCAUGGAAAUAGAAAGUCCAAUGAUCAGCAAAACUGUGGUGCUUGCUCGAGAUCCUUGUCUGAGAAAUCUUUGUUGAGUAGCCAAAAGAUCUUUGCCACUAAUGAGCUCUCUGUAGCUGCAAUUCUAGCUUGUGGGCAUGUCUAUCAUUCAGAGUGUUUAGAGCAGAUGACACCUGAAAUCGACAAAUUCGACCCUCCUUGUCCCAUCUGCACACUGGGUGAGAAGAAAACAUUCAAACUGUCGGAAAAAGCAUUAAAGGCAGAUUUGGAAAUGAAAGCUAGACACAGCAAGAGACUAAGAAACCGUGUUGUGGACAGCGAUGACUUUGUCAUGUUUAAUAACAACCACAAAGCGGCAGCAACAGUAGCAGCAUACAAAGGCAAAGCCCCAAAGCUGCUAUCGAGUUCAAGCUUGAGAAGCUAUUCCCCAAAACCUUUCCUUGCGAGACACUUCUCUUUCGGGUCCAGAAGUAAUAGUGUUAAAAUCCCGAAAGAGAAUCAUUCCGCGAGCUCUCUCAGAAAGAAAGGCUUCUUUUGGACCAAAUCUAGCAAACUUUGAAACGAUUCUGGGUGCUUGUUUCUCUUCGUAAGCUAGGGCCGAAGUCAACGUUACGUUUACUAUCAACGAACGGUACACACGUUUGUGUGUGUAUUACAGAAAAUUUUCUCACUAGUCUCCCAUUUUUUGUUUUUGUGCAUUCCCAAUUACACUUGUAAAUAUAUAAUUAUAAUAAUAUAAGGUAAAAAUGAUC
Molecule: messenger RNA, 2623 nt
Organism: Arabidopsis arenosa
Lineage: Eukaryota; Viridiplantae; Streptophyta; Magnoliopsida; Brassicales; Brassicaceae
Source: the annotation of a GenBank genome assembly